This is a messenger RNA of Cuscuta epithymum, 2065 nucleotides long. Lineage: Eukaryota; Viridiplantae; Streptophyta; Magnoliopsida; Solanales; Convolvulaceae. The record is from the annotation of a GenBank genome assembly.
CCAUGAUGUGGUACCGGGUACGGGUCAAAUGAAAUUAUUUAUCUCCGUCCAUGUACUCUGGAAAGACGGCUUCUUUUGAGAAGCCAUGCGGGAAGAAGAUGAUGAAGCAGCACGAAGGGGAUUGAAUCGGCAGCAUGUUCUAUGAGCUGGAUCAGCCCGUCUCACGGAAUAAGACCUGUGAGGCGGACUCAAAAACCCACGUACGCGAGGCACAACUAUCCUCGGCGAACUUAUAUAAUGGCCGCAACCCUAAUUUCUUUUCCUCCUCAAACCACUUUUAUCGGGAAAGCAGAUCGGUGCAUGCUCUCUUUCCUUCAUUCAUCCGCAACCGGAUUCUAGGAGGGUUUUCCUUGUCAUCAGGUAGUGAUGUCAAACCGCAAGAAAGAAAAACUGAAGCUCAAACUAUACCAUGAUGCUGAUGAUGAUGAGUAUGGUGGUGGUAGUAAACGUCAUAAGAAAAACAAAUUACUCUCCCACUUGUUCCAAGAGGAAGCAGAAGAGGUCGGUAGUGGUGAAGAAGAGGAAGAAAUCCAAGAAGAUGAUGACUUCAUUGACGCCACUCCAGAAGCAGACAUACCCGACAUUGAGCAUGACAUACAUACUCAUCUGCUCCUUCCACAUGAUGAUCAAGAUGAAAAUUUUGAUGAUUUACAAACAAGGAUCCAGCAGAGAUAUGCUUAUCAUAAUUAUAACGAUGAGGAGCAGACAACCAAUGAGGUUAUUGAACAACAAGCUCUAGUGCCAUCUGUGAAGGAUCCGAAACUUUGGAUGGUAAAGUGUGUGAUUGGUCAUGAGAGGGAGGUAGCAGUUUGUUUAAUGCAAAAAUCUAUUGCCUGUCCUGAAAAAAUGAAGAUCACGGCAGCUAUAUCAGUUGAUAGUUUAAAAAACUAUGUAUAUAUCGAAGCUGAAAAGGAGGCUCACGUUAGGGAGGCUGUUAAAGGUAUGCGAAACAUAUACCCUAACAGUAAGGUUAUGCUUGUACCUAUCAAAGAGAUGACUUCUGUGGUUUCUAUCGAGACCAAAUCAGUAAUUGAUGUCCAUGUCGUUAAGGAUACUUGGGUUAGAAUGAAGAGUGGUACAUAUAAAGGCGAUCUGGCUAAGGUUGUUGAUAUUGACAAUGUGCAGCAUAGGGUUAUGGUGAAAUUAAUUCCAAGAAUUGACUUGAAGGCAUUGGCUAAUAAAUUACAAGGAAGUGAAGUAGUGAAGAGUAAUGUUGUUACUCCUCCUGCACGUUUUAUCAAUGUUAAUCAAGCUAGAGAGUUGCAUAUUCGUGUGGAACGCACAAGAGAUCUAUCUAGUGGUGUUUACUAUGAUAACAUUGGUGGGAUGCUAUUCAAGGAUGGGUUCCUUUACAAGAAAGUGUCCAUGAAAUCUGUAACGACACUAAAUGUACAACCAACUUUUGAUGAAUUUGAGAAGUUUAGGCAGGGGGGUCAGAUGCCUAGCUUUUUUGGUAAUAGCAAAAGGAAUGGCUGUUUCAUGAAGGGCAACAGGGUUAUUGUUGUUAAAGGAGACCUGAAAAAUUUGAAGGGAACGGUGGAAAAGGUUGAGGAAAAUAUCAUACACAUUAAACCAAAUGAAAAAGGGCUCCAUAAAACAUUGGCUAUUAGCGACCGAGAAAUUUGCAAGUAUUUUGAAGUAGGGAAUCAUGUGAAAGUUGUGUCUGGUGCAGCUGAGGGUAAAACUGGAAUGGUGGUGUCGAUCGAGGGACACAUUGUGAACAUAGUCGUGGAUGCCACUCAGGAACUUGUCCGCGUGUUUGCUGCAAAUGUUGUGGAUAUUAAACUUUGAGACUUGAGAGGUGGCUCUGGAUUCAUGAUGAUAUUUUUGUUGCUUUUUAGUACUUUUAGGUUUUCUUGGGCAACCAUAUUUUUUUGGGCACAUCCUUCAUCAUUUUGGCUUAUCAGUAACAAUUUUCGGAUAGCAUAAGACAAUUAGUGGUCGUUUUUAUGGUGACAUUUAAAUAAAAUUUGCAAUUUGCAUGCAAUAUAAUAAUAAUGCAUAUUUAUACGUAGUAUUCGUAUUUGUUUGGGUUUGUCCAAUCAGGAGCAAAUAGUACAAUACA